Messenger RNA from Dendrobium catenatum, 1926 nucleotides. Its product is annotated as glycoprotein 3-alpha-L-fucosyltransferase A. The transcript is spliced from 7 exons. The record is from RefSeq and is a predicted model, not a curated record. NCBI's taxonomy places the organism in Eukaryota, Viridiplantae, Streptophyta, Magnoliopsida, Asparagales, Orchidaceae. Gene Ontology annotation, cellular component: membrane. Gene Ontology annotation, molecular function: fucosyltransferase activity. Bases 138 to 1607 code for a protein of 489 amino acids.
UAUUAUUUCUCUUUUUUAUUUCGUCUUGACCUCAUUGACGGGCUGCCGCCGGGAACUUGAGAUACAAAGGUGGGCGGGUGUUGGCUAGUCCAACUACUCCUCCAAACUCCGCAAGGAAAAGCCGACACCGACGAGCGAUGGGGAUUAUUCCGACCAACCACCGCCGGCGUUGGUCGGGGCUUUUACCGCUCUUCGCCGUUGUCAUAGUCGUCGGCGAGGUCGCCUUCCUCGGACACCUCGACAUGGUAAAGAAUGCCGCGAUGGUUCAAAACUGGACCAACUCCUUCAACUUCCCUUCCUCUUCCUCUUCAUCUUCCUCCUCUCGCUCGACGCGGCACGUUCUCCAGCAGGCGGAGGAAGAAGGCUGGUGCCGGGAGUGGUUAGAGAAGGAGGAUAAUGUUUCUUAUGCUCGGAAUUUCGAGAAGGAUCCGGUCUUGGUGGAUGGCUCGGACCAGGAUUGGAGUUCAUGCACCGUGGGGUGUAAGUUUGGAUUUCUAACUAACAAAAUACCUGAUGCCGUAUUUGGACUAUCCUCAAAUCCCGCAACAGCAACUCUUCACCGAUCCAUGGAAUCUUCUCAAUACUAUGUGGAAAACGAUAUUUAUCAUGCACGACGGAGAGGGUACAGUAUCAUAAUGACAACCAGUCUCUCCUCAGAUGUUCCAGUUGGCUAUUUUUCAUGGGCUGAAUAUGAUAUAAUGGCACCGAUGCAACCCAAGACUGCAGGAGGGCUUGCAGCUGCCUUCAUUUCAAAUUGUGGUGCACAUAAUUUCCGUUUGCAGGCUCUUGAAAUGCUGGAGAAAUUGGGUAUAAAAAUAGAUUCAUAUGGAGGCUGCCAUCGAAAUCGUGAUGGUAAUGUGGAUAAGUUGGAAACUCUGAAGCGGUACAAGUUCAGCUUGGCCUUUGAAAAUUCCAAUGAGGAUGACUAUGUCACAGAAAAAUUCUUCCAGUCCCUUGUUGCUGGAGCAAUACCAGUUGUUGUUGGUGCUCCGAACAUUCAAGACUUUGCUCCGUCUCCUAAUUCUAUUUUGCAUAUUAGAGAACUUGGUGAUGUCACCUCAGUUGCUGAAACUAUGAAAUACCUUGCGGAAAACCCUACUGCUUAUAAUAAGACAUUGAGUUGGAAGUUUGAUGGCCCUUCUGAUUCGUUCAAGGCUCUUGUAGACAUGGCAGCUGUGCAUUCAUCUUGCAGGCUUUGUGUUCAUAUAGCAACCAGCAUUCACGAGAAGGAAGAGGCCUCAUCAGCCAGAUUUCAGAAGCGACCAUGCAAAUGUAGCAGUAAGAUGGGCACUUUAUACCAUUUAUAUGUGAGGGAGAGAGGCCGGUUCAACAUGGAAUCUAUUUUCCUCAGUUCUCAGCAUUUGACCUUAGAAGCAUUAGAGUUUGCUGUGCUGAGAAAAUUCAAGUCGCUGAAUCACUUACCUAUCUGGAAAAGCGAGAGGCCAGAGAGUUUAAGGGGAGGAGAUGAACUAAGAGUAUACAGAAUAUAUCCAGUUGGUCUUUCUCAAAGGCAAGCUCUGUACAGCUUCAGCUUUGAGAGCAGCUCUGCACUACGGAAGCACAUUGAGACUCACCCUUGCAGCAAGUUCGAAGUCAUUUUUGUAUGACCAUAUUAUCUGUAAUUAUUUUUAUUUAGAAUUUAUAUAUAUUGCAUUCAAAAUUUUAUCAUUUAUAUAUUUAACAUUUAAAUUUCAUGAUUUAUAUAAAACAAAACCGCCGCGAACGGCAUGGGGAAGUCCUAGCAGAUCUCACUGGAAGGGCGAUGAGAUUAGUGGCGUGUGAAAGAUAGCGAAGAAGGUGAAUGUAAGUGUUGUUUUUAUGUUUUUUUUUUUCUUAAGUUUUGAGUGAUUGUGUAAAUGUUGAAGUUUAAGUGUUAAAUAUGUAAAUGGUAGAAUUUUGGGUUCUACGUAUGUUGAUCUUCCCGCU